This is a messenger RNA of Haemonchus placei, 345 nucleotides long. The record is from the annotation of a GenBank genome assembly. Lineage: Eukaryota; Metazoa; Nematoda; Chromadorea; Rhabditida; Trichostrongylidae.
GCUGAUCUCGUACUGCAAGUGGAAGCAUCGAUGCCUUAUAUUCGCAAAUUGACCUCCAGGUCAUCCGUACGAGUGUACCCCAACCAAACCGAUUUCCUCAAACGCCUGAGAAACAGAUUUGGUUUUGAUUCGUCUACCGUCGGAGUGUUGGAGGAGGAAUGGGAAAGUAAGGAGGAGGAGCUCUUCCACGAAUUUCGUCAAGUGGUCAAAGACCAGAAUCAUCAGCUUCAUAAGUUACAAAGAAAUGUUGAUGUGAUGUAUUCGGAACAAGUGAAAACAGCAGCUAUGCUUCGAGCCGUCAUGGAACGUCUUGAAGUCAACUUUCAGGAGACCGUCAAAGAUUAG